AUGGCGGAUUCCUUGCUUUCCUCCAUCGCUACCUUUCAUACAACGAAGAUUAUCGUCACUGACCCCACAAAGUUUUCGUACAUCGGCUCAAUUUCAGAAACCAUGCUUGAUUGUAUCUCUGCAACCAGUAACGUACUUCAGCAGUACAGGAAGCGUAAAACUGUUGGUCCACGUGAACUUACGUCGGCGAUGCUUUGUUCAAUUGAAGAUGCUGAUAAACCAGCCAAAAGGGGCAAGAAACCUAAAUCACAGAAGGAGGGUCCUGUAACAAAACCAUCCAAGGGUUCGGAUUCAGAAUAUGUUCCUCCUAGGCAGAAGAACGCUCCAUCUUCAGACUCUGAGAACGAAAUUUCUGAUGAAGAGGUUUCGGGUCGAGGCGAUACUCCACCUCGCUCCCCUACUCCAGAAAUUUCGGUUCGUUCUUUACCUCCUUCACCUCCACCUGUUACAAUUCCUACUUCUAUCCCUCCUAUCUCUCAAACAACCACUUCUCAACCCUUCACUUCAAAACCUAUUCCCACUUCUAUUUUCACAGAUACAACCUCUACCACCACUACAAAACCUACCUUCACUAUUCCCAACCCACCAGUAACUGAACCUACUUUUACAACCGAACCUCCAGCAACAACAGAACCUCCAACUAUUUCUAAACCCUUAUCUCCCACACCUUCUACAGAAACAACACCAAUUUUGGGCGGUGAGGACUUGGAGUUCGACUUUACAUAG
Molecule: messenger RNA, 726 nt
Organism: Lactuca sativa (garden lettuce)
Lineage: Eukaryota; Viridiplantae; Streptophyta; Magnoliopsida; Asterales; Asteraceae
Source: RefSeq, a predicted model, not a curated record